UUGGCGACUCUUGGAACGUCUUGUUCACGAAAAAACAUCACAAACACAGAAGAAAGAAAAAUCGCAAACUAUAGCCACAAAAAAAUAAGAACAAGAUUCACACAUAACACAAACACUUUUCAUCCAAUUCAAUAAAGAAAAAAAAAAAGAAUGUCUCGUUAUCGUUCUUUGAAUCCCUUCGCAACAACUCACUCCGAUUCCGGUUCCGAUUCUGACGUUGACUCACUGAGUCAUUUCGUCACCGACCUCUUCGAAAAUCGUUCCCCCGCCGAUCCGGUUUGUCCCUGGGAUGACGACGGUGAUGAAGAUGAUGAUGAAAGUGACGUGAACCCUUUCUCGGGGUUUGCUUGCGAUCAAGGUGAACCGGAGUUAGAAGUAGCGUUAAAUUUAGAUUUAGGGUUUGAUGAUGAAUUUGAAAAUGAAGUUGACACUCGGUAUAACGAUAAUUAUGAUGAUGUUUUUGAUUUUUCAGUGGGUGGUGAUAAUUCCACUGGGAUUAGGGUUGUUGGGUUUGGUUCCGAUUCGGAAUCGAGUGGGCACGAUGAAGAAUUUGGUUAUGAGGGAAGAAAUGAUUGGGAUGAUGAUGAGAGGGUUGGUGGGUUGUGUUGGGAUAGUCUUUGUUUGGAGGAUCAUAGGAGUAUUUUGAAUGAUUGGGAGGAAGUGGGUGAGGAGAGGGUGAAUGAGAUUGAAGAUUCUUCUAGUUUGUUGAUUGGUGAGGUUGAGGUUGAGGUUGAUGAAGUUGAUGAUGUUGAUGAUCAAUCAGUAGCGUCUGGGUUCGAGGAGGAUGAAGAGGAACACGGGGAAGAGGCGUUGCGAUAUUUGGAAUGGGAGAUUCUAUUGGCUUUUAACAAUUUCGAGAGGAGUGGUGGAUUGGAACAUGACGAUGAGAAUAUUAAUAAUUUGUAUUUAGCUGUUCAGGAAGGUUUUAUUUCGGGGAACGCUGAUUAUGAUAUUCUUUUCAGUCAGUUAUUGGAGAAUGAGAGUGGUUUGAAGGGUAGUCCACCGGCGGCGAAGAGUUUUGUGGAGAAUCUCCCUUUGGUGGAAUUGACUGAGGAGGAGUUGAAAAAGAAGGAUGUUAUGUGUGCCAUUUGUAAAGACGAGGUAAUGGCGGAAGAGAAGGUGAGGAAGCUACCUUGCUCACAUUGUUACCAUGGAGAUUGUAUUUUGCCGUGGUUGAAUAUUCGCAACACGUGUCCUGUUUGUCGGUUCGAGUUGCCAACUGAUGAUGCUGAUUAUGAGCAGAGUAAGGUUCAUAGAAUUGCCCGUGAUCUGUUGGAUUUUGCAGCAUAGAUGUAGUUUUCUUACUUGUUGCUUUGCUUUUAGGUUAUUCGUUCACCCAAAUUUAUGUAAAUAGCAGUUGAUUUUGUCUCGUUUAUUCAAAUGAUGAUGAGAACAAAUCUUUUGUAAUUAGUUUUCGUGUUGUGCUCGUUUGAAAUAAGUUUUUACCAUAUAGUGUGCAUUGGAUAUACAUGAGAAAUGGAUGCUGUCAAUACUUAAGUUUAUGUUCAUAAAGGUGAAGUGUUACAAGAUGGAUCAUGUUGAUCGGUUAGUUAGUAUUUCUUUUCAUAAAUUUAUGAUUGUUGUAUUUAGGCAUCUUGGUCCAGAAUCAUAUUGUAUAAAUUAAAAUGUUGAUCAUCUGUAUAUAUGUCUUAAGUUUAGCUUACCCUUUUUUGAAAGAGUUGCAUUCCUAAAGAAAAGGAAAACGAGUAUUAGUUAGCGGAAUGGUAUUGUAAGUUUGUAACUUUGUAUAAGUUAACAUUGUUCUUGUUCACCUUGUUUCCCUUUUUUGGGUAAAGUAAAGGAAGUGCUAUUCUAUGAUUUUUAUUCUUA
Messenger RNA from Vicia villosa (hairy vetch), 1830 nucleotides. RefSeq names its product E3 ubiquitin-protein ligase CIP8-like. Gene Ontology annotation, molecular function: ubiquitin protein ligase activity. Gene Ontology annotation, cellular component: cytoplasm. The transcript has a single exon. The record is from RefSeq and is a predicted model, not a curated record. The coding region runs from base 151 to 1290 and encodes 379 amino acids. Lineage: Eukaryota; Viridiplantae; Streptophyta; Magnoliopsida; Fabales; Fabaceae. Gene Ontology annotation, biological process: protein ubiquitination.